CACCGUCAUUCUAAAUUCAGUUACUCAUUUGUACACACCCUACUUCUUCGGAGUACUUCUUCUGCUUUUUUUUACCUUUAUUUGAAAACUUCCAAAGUGAAGACAAUAUGGGCGUCACCAAUAUUCUAUUGCGUGGUUUUUUAGUUCACCUAGUGUUUCUCUCAUCUAUAUUUGACAUUUAUUUCAAGACGCCCAUUGUACCCGGUAUAACAUCUAACCCAAAUCCUGUGCCGGGUGCGGCUAAACGACUUGUUUUUAUCGUUGCUGACGGCUUGAGAGCUGACAGCUUCUUCUCUCAUGAUAUGAAAAGUACUCCAUUUUUAAGGAGUAAGAUACAAAACGGUGGGUCAUGGGGUGUGUCUCAUACGAGAGUUCCAACAGAAUCCCGACCAGGUGUAGUUGCUCUAGCUGCUGGUAUCUAUGAGGAUCCAUCGGCUGUAUUUAAGGGAUGGAAAGAGAACCCCGUAGAAUUUGACUCACUUUUUAAUCAGAGCCACCACACAUGGGCUUGGGGUAGUCCUGAUAUUGUGCACAUGUUUAAACAAGCUCAUGUGGAAACCAUGGCUUAUAGUGCAGAUGAUGAAGAUUUUUCUGGCAAAGACUCUUCAUGGAAGUUAGAUGAAUGGGUGUUUGACAAUAUCAAAAUGUUUCUCAAGACAGCAGAGUCCAAUGCUCAUUUAAAUGAUCUAUUGCAUCAAGAAAAAAAUGUUUUUUUUCUUCACCUUUUGGGUCUUGAUACAGCAGGUCACACAAUCAAGCCUCAUUCUUUAAUGUAUCAAACAAAUUUGAAGGUUGUAGACCAGGGAGUCAAGGAUAUGGAGGAACUCUUUGAAAAGUUUUUUUCCGAUCAAAAAACCGCUUAUGUAUUCACUGCUGAUCAUGGGAUGACUAACUGGGGUUCUCAUGGAGCAGGAAGCCAAGAUGAAACCGAAGUCCCUUUGCUUGCUUGGGGUGCUGGUGUUAAAAAAGCAAGUCCAGCAGGACUAUCAGAUCCCCCAAGCCCCUCCCACUGGAGCACACUGAAGCAUUUAAAGAGAAAUGAUGUAAAACAGGCAGAUAUAGUUGUCCUUCUCUCUAGCCUCAUUGGAUGCAAUAUCCCAGUGAACUCCUUGGGGAACUUACCACGAAAUUAUUUAGACUCGCCUAAAAAGAAUAUUGCAGAACUAAGCUUUCUGAAUGCAAAGCAGCUUUUAGCACAGGCUGAAAGGAAAAAGGAAUUGGUUCAAGUUGGCACAUUAUCUUUUCGGCCAUAUUGGAAACUCGCUCCAGAAGAGGUACAGGAAAGACUAAGAGAGAUUAAGAUGUACCUCUCUUCACAAGAUUAUCCAAAAGUUAUGUCUCUUUCUGAUGAACUGAGUUCCCUCAGUAUUGAUGCACUGGACUACUAUCAUAAUUAUUACCAAGGCACUCUCUUGACUUUUGUUUCGCUAUCUUUUAUUGGGUGGAUUUCUUGGUUGUUUUGUAAUCUGAGGAAUUACAAAUUAAAUCGAUCAUCAAAGUACAUUCAUGUAGGGUUUGGAAUAACUGGUAUUGUUAUAUUUCUCCUAAUCCAAGGUCAAGGUUUGGAGUGGCAAUUCAAUAUUUACCUUCUCCUACCAAUCAUCCUCUGGUGGAGAGUCUUUUGCAGGAUGCAUUCAUGGAUAGCUGCAUUCAAAGCAAAACAAAAUAAUUUGUUGAACUUAAUUUUUGCUUGUUUAAUGUUAGUUCUUUUGACAGAAGUUUUGGUUGCAGCAUUUUUUCAGAGGUGGAUUUUAAGUUUUGGAGUGUUAGUUUGUUCUUUAUGGCCUUUCUGUAGAAAAGAAAAAUUGAAGAUAAUUUCUCCGACCGCAUUGUUGAUCUGGCUGUUAUCUUGUGUCAGUUUAGCUGUUUUCCCACUUUUGCCUGUAAUUGGAAGUGAAAGCAACAUAGCACUUGUAAUAUUUUCAGGAUUUCUCUGGCUGGCCAUGAUAAUUGCUUCACUUUAUCUUGUAUAUGAACGAGUACCAAUCGCCAAGGUUGUAAAUGAAUCAGGGCCUUUGGCAGGUGCUAUUUUUGUGGUUUUUCUUGUAACAGAGAGUUUAAAUGCAGGAUAUGGUCUGCCUCGUCUUCUUCAAUUCCUAGCGUGGUGUUUACUAUUUAGUCCAAUUGCCAUAUGUUCAAGUGCCAGUAAAACCAUUCCUAAACGCUUGAUUAAGUUACAUGCCAUAUUGAUUGCACCUUAUAUACUCAUGAGUGUUCGCCACGAAGCUUUAUUUCUGCUGGCUUUGUGUUUUCAUCUUAAUUGUUGGCUUGUACUUGAAGCCAAACUUAGUGGAUAUUCUACAACUCAGCUUAAGUUUUUAAAAUUUCCACCACCCAAGUUGGAGGAAAAUGAUCAUAGACAUUUAUACCUUGAAGAUUUUCGACGAGCUGGUCUCUUUGUGUUCUACAUUUUUCUUUCUUUUUUUGGAACAGGCAACAUAGCUAGUUUAAACUCCUUUGAAGUGACUUGGGUUCGAUGUUUCUUGUCAGUAUUUUCACCCUUUACAAUGAUGACUUUAAUCUUGCUUAAAGUGCUCAUACCAUUUGUAAUAGUAAGCAGUAUUUUCCGAGCAGUUAAUAUCACUGUCCAGGCUCCAACAGGAUCUAUGUUCAUAGCAGUAUUGAUCUUAUGUGACAUGAUGGGUUUGCAAUUUUUGCAUUUGGUCACAAAUGAAGGCAGUUGGUUAGACAUAGGAACAUCUAUAUCCCAUUUUGUCAUAGUUCAGGUGACUGUACUUGCUUUGGUUCUGCUGUACGGUAUUGCAUCAGUCCUGACUGGAUCAUCUCUAAGUACCAUUCGCAACAAUCUCCUGAGAGGUCCUUGAAAAUGGAAUGGAGAAGAUGAUACUAUAAUAGAGCACUUAACUUAUAUUUCUGGGAUUAUAUAAAUUUUAUCUGAUGACAUUUAUUUAUAUAAUAAUAAUCUUUAGCCAAAGAAUACUUACCGUAUUUUGAAACAAUUUGUCCUGUUAGUCUUUGAUCUCAAUUAAGUUGACAUUUCUAGUCCAGAAUAGUAAGGGUGUGUGGAGAACCUUCCUCUUUUUUCUUACUUUAAGUAAUCCAUCAAAUAAAUUAAUUUUUGGACAAUG
Molecule: messenger RNA, 3089 nt
Organism: Frankliniella occidentalis (western flower thrips)
Lineage: Eukaryota; Metazoa; Arthropoda; Insecta; Thysanoptera; Thripidae
Product: GPI ethanolamine phosphate transferase 1-like
Exons: 16
Coding region: 108-2825 (905 amino acids)
Biological process (GO): GPI anchor biosynthetic process
Cellular component (GO): endoplasmic reticulum membrane
Molecular function (GO): mannose-ethanolamine phosphotransferase activity
Source: RefSeq, a predicted model, not a curated record